CUGUUGUCUGAGAAAUGAAUAACAAUGAUUUUCAAGUUUAUGAAGAAAAAAUCCAAUCUUUAGAAGAAGAAAUUAAGAUGUUAACUGAAGAAUAUGAAAGCAGUCAACAUGAGUCAAUGGCUUAUUCUGAUAGAGAGAUAAUGGAGACUAUGAAAUCAUUUAAAAGCAAAUCCAAGCAAUAUGAAUCUUCUCCAGACUUGAAAACUCAGCUUGACUUAUUAGAGUUUGACCUCUCCUUCAUAAUGAAACUGACAGGCAUUUGGCUCACACAUUAUUCCAGGAAACCUGUGGAGAAAAGUGAAACUAAAACUAUACAAAAGUAUAGAGUAUCGGGAAACUGUCAGUCUGUGCCCUUUCAGUUGGAAUUUCAACUGGUGGAAGAAAAUCAGAGUAACAAAAAUGUUACAGCUGUUGUUACUGAUCUUAAUAUUAUAAUAGAAUCUGCGGAAUAUUCUGAUUUAAGCAACUUUGUAUCCAGGGUUGAAGAGAGUGGGAACCUCUUGCUGUUCUUCAAAAGCCUCUCCUAUUUCUCUGAAUGGUGUGAACAUCGGAAACGCACUUUGAGCUAUUUCAAGACUAAGUAUCCUGAAGUUGUAGUACUUCCUGAAGGAUUGUCUGGAGAUUACAUGAUCUUAAGAAGCACUCAGCUUCCUGGAUUUGAGUUAAUGAUUGUUUGGAAGAUAAAUGUAGAUAAAGAAGGAAAAGUUACACCAGCCUUGGAUCUCCUGAGCAAAAUACCAAACUCAGUUAUGGAGGCUGACAAAUUUGCAUCAGAUUCUUCACACUGCUUCAGAAGCUUACUGCAUGUGCUUGGGAUACAAGCCUCCAUUGAAACACUCAUAACUUCACUUUGCAAAGACAAACGAGUACCAGUAGAUUAAGUUAUACAUCUAUCAUUUUAUUGAAUAUAAACAUUAAGUUAUUUUCCAUUUAGAAACCAUACCCAUAAAACAUGCUAUCUGUACAAUUAUGGCACAAAUAUAUAAAUUGUCAUGACAAAUAAAUACAGCCAUUUAAAUACAAAA
Molecule: messenger RNA, 1025 nt
Organism: Elgaria multicarinata webbii
Lineage: Eukaryota; Metazoa; Chordata; Lepidosauria; Squamata; Anguidae
Gene: CENPP
Product: centromere protein P
Exons: 8
Coding region: 15-881 (288 amino acids)
Biological process (GO): CENP-A containing chromatin assembly
Cellular component (GO): nucleus; chromosome, centromeric region
Source: RefSeq, a predicted model, not a curated record